This is a messenger RNA of Pseudomassariella vexata, 1581 nucleotides long. Its product is annotated as cytochrome P450. Lineage: Eukaryota; Fungi; Ascomycota; Sordariomycetes; Amphisphaeriales; Pseudomassariaceae. The transcript has 4 exons. Gene Ontology annotation, molecular function: oxidoreductase activity, acting on paired donors, with incorporation or reduction of molecular oxygen; heme binding; monooxygenase activity. The coding region runs from base 1 to 1581 and encodes 526 amino acids. The record is from RefSeq and is a predicted model, not a curated record.
AUGACACCGGUGAUAGAAAUGUUGCCGGUGCGCGUCCUGGUGGGAAGCAACUGGAGUUAUUACGUUGCCAUCGCGGUGGUAUUACUACUUGCAUUCAUCCUGCAGCCAUCGAAGCAAAGUCACGUAUCCGCACCGUUUUACAAAGCUUCGAAAACGAAGUGGAUGUUCAGUGCCGACACGUUGGUCAAGGAAAGCUACGACAAGUUUCGCGAUCGAGUAUACCAGAUCAAAGCCACGGAGGGUACCAGGACCAUGAUACCUGCCAGCUUGAUUGGUGAACUGAAGGGUCUUCCAGAGGACACAUUGAGCGCAUCGGCCGCUGUCGAUGAGGUGCGAGAGUCCAAUCGGGAUGACGAGAUAUGCGAUACUGAUGUCUCCCAGGCUAUGUUGAGCGACUACACCAAGUUCUGUCUUGGACCUCAUGGUGACACGCUCACAUUCCUCAUAAGAAGCAAGUUGACCCAACAACUGUCACGCCUGGUGCCCCGGCUCAAGUCGGAGCUGGAAUUCAUAAUUGUGCAGGAGUUUCCCGAAUGCAAAGAUUGGACUCCAGUGCAGGCGCAGCCCUUUAUGGUGCGUACCAUUGCCCGACUCAGUGGGAGGGCGUUUGUAGGACCGGAACUCGGUCGCACUGAGGAGUGGAUGGACACGACUAUCAACUUUGCGGUUCACGUGUUCGUUGCCGUGGUCAAGUUGCAGUUCUUCCCACCGUGGUUGCGACCAAUCGCACAGUACUUCGUUUCAGAGUUGGGGCAGAUCAAGCGCGAUCUUGCCAGGGGUCAAGCCAUGCUCAAACCCAUUAUCGACGAACGGCUACAAAAUGCCGAGCUAGAUCCUGGACACCAAAAACCGGACGAUUUUAUUCAGUGGACAGUGGACGCUCUCCCCGAUGCACAGAGGAACGAUUACUAUCUGCAAACACAACUUCAACUGGUUUUGGGGGCUGCAUCGAUACACACGACGAGCAACUUGACGACGGAUUGCAUUUUCGACUUGGCUGCACAACCAGAAAUUCAAGAAAUAUUAAGACAGGAGGCACAAGAAAUCCUCGAGGAUGGAGGUGGUUGGGCAAGAAAGGAAAGCAUGGCCAAGCUCAAGAAGAUGGACAGUUUCAUGAAGGAGUCGCAGCGCUUGGCUGGCAAUGUCACAUCAUUCAUCCGCAAAGUUAUCAAGCCGAUCGACCUCUCAGACGGCACGCAUCUUCCAUCCGGGACGAACCUACUCGCGCCACAAUAUGGCAUCAGCCAUGAUGAUCGCUAUUUCCCCGACCCCGAGGUCUUCGAUGGACUACGCUUCUGGAAGAUGCGCCAAUUAUCAGACGAGACCGCCAACCGCCACCAAUUCACCAGCAUCGGCGACACGAAUAUGAACUUCGGCUUGGGCAAACACGCCUGCCCGGGUCGCUUCUUCGCCGGAAAUGAGAUUAAGCUCAUCCUGGCCUACUUGCUGCUCAACUACGACAUCAAGCUCAAGGACGGCGAAACCGAACGGCCGAAGCCUAUGAUGUUCAUGAUGAGCAAAACGCCCAAUCCGACUGCCGAGAUUAUGUUCAGGCGACGCGAGCGAAGCUCCUCGUCAUGA